ACCGUUUAUUGUGUAGACCGGUGUCACCACAGCGUGAGAACACUCGUUAGUCGGUUCAUAAGUUCAUUCUCCGGUCCAUAGUGAUCCGUGCCGUAGAGGAUUGCAGCCCCUGGUUCUUGAGUUCAUUCCCCAUCCAUAAUGAUCAGUGCCGCAGGGGAUUACAGUCCCUGACGUUGAACUUCGUGCGUGGCGCUUCGUUACUGUGUACAAAAGGGGACUCACUUCCCGCCGUUUCAGUCACAAACCGAACCAUAGGAACAAUCCAUUCCUUCUCCACAGAGAGAUAAGGGAGAGAGGGAAAACGAACACUGUCUCUCACUGUGCAAUCAUCUUCCGUCACUCGAUUCUGCCAAACGGUUUUUCGAUUGGAAACCCUAACUUUCAUCUACGUGCGUUGAUGGAGCUUCGUUCUCGUCGACGCCUUUCGAAUCCCGCAGUGUCUGGUACUAUCAAUUGUUCCGGGAAUGAGCAGCAGCCUAAGGAUGAUACUGUGGUGGAAGACGAAACCAAGGGCCGGAGUAACAACAAUAAAGACAAAGGUGUUUCCGUUAUGUUGUCUGAUUCGGAUGUAGUUUCCGGUUCCGAUUCCGAUUCCGAUUAUGAAGAUGAAGAAUUGGCUGGGGGCUCGCUGCUUGACUUGAAUAAAUAUCCAUUUUCAACCAUCAGUUUUUCUGACGGAGAAGAUUAUGGUUCUGAUUCAUCUGAUGGUGACAUACCUUUAUUCAAGAAGGCAAAGGUUCCGGGGUCCAGAGAGAGAAGAAAGAGUACGAACACAGAAAAAGGAGAACCAAGUGAUGUGGUGAGGGUGGUGGAUCAUGAAUAUUCAAUGAUUUCACCAGUAUUGGUUCCAUCUGGUUUUAAGGGAACUAAGAAGAGGAAGUAUACUAAAAAAGGAAGUAAAGGAGAUUCUCGUCCAGUGUUGUUGUGGAAUGCAUGGGAAGAGGAGCAAGAGAAAUGGAUUGAUCAGCAUAUAUCAGAAGAUUUUGACUUAGAUAAUCAGAGUGAAGUAAUGAAUGAAACUGCUGAGGCGCCCUCUGAUCUGACUAUGCCUUUACUUAGAUACCAGAGGGAAUGGUUAGCCUGGGCUUUGAAACAAGAACAUUCUUCAAGUAGAGGUGGAAUACUUGCAGAUGAAAUGGGAAUGGGGAAGACUAUUCAAGCAAUUGCUCUUGUCCUUGCCAAACGUGAAUUCCAAGACAGUUGUGAACCAGAUCAAUCCAUACCAUGUUCAUCCAACCUGUUGCCUCCUAUCAAAGGAACACUUGUCAUAUGUCCAGUGGUUGCUGUUACUCAGUGGGUCAGUGAGAUUGAUCGCUUUACUUUAAAAGGAAGCACCAAGGUGCUGGUCUAUCAUGGGGCUAAUAGAGGGAGGAGUGGGGAUCGAUUUGCAGAUUAUGAUUUUGUGAUAACUACAUACUCUGUUGUUGAGAAUGAGUACAGGAAGCAUAUGAUGCCUCCUAAAGAGAGAUGCCCAUACUGUGGAAAAUUAUUUUUGCCAAGUAAGUUGAUGUAUCAUCAAAGCUAUUUUUGUGGACCUGAUGCUGUUAGAACAGAAAAACAAUCAAAGCAAGUUAAGAAGAAAAGAGAAGUUACUAAAGGGAAGACCAAGGAAUGCGAAAGUAGCAAGAUUUUGAAGGGUUCUAUCAAGAAAAAGGGAGACAAAAUGUGCAUAGAUAUGGAAGAUUCUGAUGCUGUACCUGUACGUAGCGAUAGGUCAUUUCUCCAUGCUGUUAAAUGGCAAAGGAUCAUAUUGGAUGAGGCACACUAUAUCAAAUCUAGACACUGUAACACUGCUAAAGCAGUUCUUGCUUUAGAUUCUACCUACAAAUGGGCGUUGAGUGGCACUCCCCUUCAGAACCGAGUUGGAGAGCUGUAUUCGCUUAUACGAUUCUUGCAAAUAACUCCUUAUUCCUAUUACUUGUGCAAGGACUGUGAUUGCAGGAUUCUUGAUCAUAGCUCUAAAGAAUGUUCAGUCUGCACUCACAGUUCCGUGCGACAUUUCUGUUGGUGGAAUAAAUAUGUUGCCACACCAAUUCAAUCUUUUGGAAAUGGUGAUUCUGGGAAAAGAGCUAUGAUACUGCUUAAACAUAAAGUUUUGAAGAACAUAGUAUUAAGGCGCACAAAAAUAGGCAGGGCUGCUGAUCUUGCACUUCCACCUAGAAUUGUUUCGUUGAGAAANGAUUGCCUAGAUAUUAAAGAGCAAGACUAUUAUGAAUCGUUAUACAAUGAAAGUCAGGCACAAUUUAAUACAUACAUUGAAGCAAAUACACUGAUGCAUAAUUAUGCACAUAUAUUUGAUCUCCUCACACGGCUGCGUCAGGCUGUUGAUCAUCCAUACCUUGUGGUAUAUUCUCAAAGUUCAGGUUCAAGAAGUGCAGUUAUGGCCAACAAUGCUACUACCGUUGAACAAAUUUGUGGUAUAUGCCACGAGCCAGUAGAAGAUCUUGUUGUUACCUCCUGUGAGCAUUCAUUUUGCCGUGCAUGCUUGAUAGACUACUACUCUACUUCCUUGGGCCAAGUAUCAUGCCCUGCUUGCUCCAAAUUACUUACAGUUGAUUUAACAUCCAACAAGGAUGCUGGGGAUCAGGUUAAAACAACAAUUAAGGGUUUCAGAUCCUCGAGCAUUUUGAAUAGAAUUCGCCUUGAGAACUUUCAGACGAGUACUAAAAUAGAGGCUUUGAGAGAAGAAAUAAGAUUCAUGGUCGAAAGGGAUGGUUCUGCCAAAGGGAUUGUUUUUAGCCAAUUCACAUCGUUCUUGGAUCUUAUAAACUACUCUUUACACAAGUCUGGAGUAUCUUGUGUUCAGUUGAAUGGAAGCAUGUCAUUGAAUGCUAGGGAUGCUGCCAUUCGGAGAUUUACUGAAGAUCCAGAUUGCAAAAUUUUUCUCAUGAGCUUGAAGGCUGGGGGUGUUGCACUCAAUUUGACGGUAGCUUCACACGUCUUCCUUAUGGACCCUUGGUGGAACCCGGCCGUGGAGCGCCAGGCUCAAGACAGAAUUCACCGAAUAGGGCAAUACAAACCUAUAAGAAUUGUGAGGUUUGUCAUCGAGAACACAAUCGAGGAGAGAAUUUUGAAACUCCAAGAGAAGAAAGAACUGGUGUUUGAAGGGACUAUAGGUGGUUCUUCUGAUGCUCUGGGGAAAUUGACAGAGGCAGACUUGAGAUUUUUGUUUGUUACCUAAGCAGGGUUGUUUUGUUAUGUCGACCAGAAAAAAAAAAUUGUGGAUGCUUCUGAUCAUUCAUUUUGCAGAACUAAAUUUUUUAUUUAUAUAGGAGGAUGCCAUGUAUUUUUAUUUUUCGAUGUUCCCUGAUUUAUGUUGUGACGAACAGUAACUAGGUUAGCUGUACAUAGGCAUAUAGGCUAUUGGCCCACUAUAGUUUCCUCAGCCCAACAAAAAAACUGACUGUACUUUUUGAAUAGUGGGAUUUUGAAUGUUAAAUAUUAUUCUGUAGAUUUUCAAGAAAACUUAAUAUCAAAUAUAAAGACGUUGACUA
Vigna radiata var. radiata (mung bean) is the source of this 3494-nucleotide messenger RNA. RefSeq names its product DNA repair protein RAD16. The coding region runs from base 398 to 3181 and encodes 927 amino acids. NCBI's taxonomy places the organism in Eukaryota, Viridiplantae, Streptophyta, Magnoliopsida, Fabales, Fabaceae. Gene Ontology annotation, molecular function: metal ion binding; ATP binding; ATP-dependent chromatin remodeler activity. The transcript is spliced from 16 exons. The record is from RefSeq and is a predicted model, not a curated record.